This is a messenger RNA of Dentiscutata erythropus, 450 nucleotides long. The record is from the annotation of a GenBank genome assembly. Lineage: Eukaryota; Fungi; Glomeromycota; Glomeromycetes; Diversisporales; Gigasporaceae.
AUGGCAACUAGAAAUCAACAAAAAGAAGUGAAAGUACAUACGAAUUACGAACAAAGAGCCAAAACAUACGGAAGUAAGAAGGUUCAAAAUGCCAAUACCAACAAUGAAGGUAAGGUAUUAGUAAAUGCAAGAAACCUACAAAUGGCAACAACAACACCAAAAUCGCGACUACCAGCCAACAUAACCACGUCACCUAGAAAUCAACAAAGAGAAGUAAAAGUACAUACGAAUUACAAACAAAGAGCCAAAACAGUACGGAAAAAUCAACAAAAAGAAGUGAAAAUAUAUAUGAAUUAUAAACAAAGAGCCAAAACGAUAGUAUUAGCAGCUACACACCAGGGCACCACAGAAACGACACGACGACACCAAAAAUCAGCGACACCAACAAAGAACAGCACCAGAAAUCGACGACACCAACGAAUGAUAACACCAGAAAGGGAAGAAUACUAG